AUGCGGGCACUGCACUCACUUGCCGGGAUCCCAGGAGCUGGAGAGAUGAACAAUGUGAGCAGGAAUGAGACUGAGCCGGGCUCCCAGUCCCCGGGACGUGAUUUGCCGGCUCUGAUUCUCGGCACUUUCCUCAUCCUCCUGAUCACCGCCGGGAACUUACUGGUUUGUCUCAGCGUCUGGACCGAGAAGCCGCUCAGGACAACCACCAACUUCUUCAUCGUCAGCCUGGCCGUGUCUGACCUGCUGCUCGCUGUGCUCGUCCUCCCACUCUAUGUCUACUCACAGUUUCAGGGUGGAGUCUGGACACUUGGCUCAGGUCUUUGUGAUUAUCUAAUGACUGUGGAUGUGAUGCUGUGUACAGCUUCAAUUUUCAAUCUGUGUUCCAUCAGUGUAGAUAGGUUUAUUGCUGUGUUGAUCCCACUGAAUUACAACAGGAAACAUGUAGAUCUCCGGCAGAUAGUCUUGAUCUCCAUGACCUGGAUCCUGGCGUUUGCUGUUGCCUCACCGAUUGUCUUUGGGCUGAACAAUGUUCCUGACAGAGAUCAGACUGUGUGUCAAUUGGAGGAUAACAAUUAUAUCAUUUAUUCUUCGGUCUGCUCCUUCUUCCUCCCCUGCCCAAUUAUGCUGCUUUUGUAUUGUGGUAUGUUCCGAGGCCUCAGACGAUGGGAGGAAGCACGGAAACGCAAGCUGAGGCAUAACUUGCAUGGUUUCAGGAAAAUUAAUGGAGACCCCUCGGAGCCGCAGAGUCCUCCCCCGCUAAUAGACCGAAGUCCGACGCAUGUCAAACAUGAAGAACUGCAUCUCUUUCAAAAGUCAGACUGUGAUUUAUCAAGACAGUUUGUGGACAGGUCCAUUCAGACUGUAACUUUUUCAGAAGUCAAGUACGUUCGCUCACGCCUAGGGAACAGGAGGAAGCGUGCAAAGAUUAAUGGAAGGGAACGCAAAGCAAUGAAAGUGUUGCCCAUUGUUGUGGGUGCUUUUCUCUUUUGUUGGACUCCAUUUUUUGUGGUCCAUAUAACAAGAGUAACUUGUGAAACCUGCCACAUUUCACCUCAUCUCCUCAACAUCGUAACAUGGCUCGGAUAUGUCAACAGUGCUGUUAAUCCAAUCAUUUACACCAUCUUCAACAUGGAAUUCAGGAACUUCUUCAGAAAGGUGCUGCACCCCUGUUGCUGACAUGAAACUCUAUUGUAGAAGUGAUAUAUACAUAAUAAUGCUAGUUCCUUGUUUUAUAUAGAUGAUUAAAGUUAUUUCCUGCUGUGACAUUCUAUUUUCUCCUAACCAUAACUGUCAGGAACCUCCACAUUUGGAGAUUAACGGAAGGAAAAUGAAUCAGUCCCAACAGGUCAAUUAAUCACCAUGACCAACACCUAGAUGCAAUCCAUGCAGGAAACUAAGUGGAAUUGGAAGUUCUGUUUAAAAUGUGCUAAUUUGCAAAAACUUCUAUCUAUGUAGCAACUUUUAUAAUCUCAGGAUGCCCUAAAGCCCUUCAUAAUGAAAUGCUUUUGAAGCAUCUUCACUGUUCAGAUGUAGGACAUAUGGCAAUUUGUUUGCGCUCAGCAAGCUCCUACAAACAGCAAUGUUAUAAUCACCAGAUAAUCUGUUUUAAAGCCUGUAAUUGUGGAAGAAAUAUUGACUCUUUACCAGUGGUCAUGGAGUCUUUUGGUUCCAACUGAAAGCACUGACAAGAACUCAGUUUGUUGUCUCACCUGGAAGACAACACCACUGACAGUGCAGUAUUCCUCUGUUCUGCCAUCUCUGAAAUGCAACCCUCUCUCAGCACUGUCUCCAACUGUGUAGCACUCCCUCAGUACUACCCUAGGAGUUUCUGCCUGGGUUAUGGGAUCCAAGUCUUUGGACCGACUCGAAUCCACAACCUCCUGACUGAGAGGUAAGAAGUCUGCUCAUUAAGUUACAGCUCACCCAAAAGGUCUGAUGGUUUUCAUGGUAUUGAUCAGCAAGAUGUAACAGGUCCUCGUAAUGCUCACCCAAUGAAAUCAAAGUGUUGCAGGCAGAUUUUCCAUUCCAUUUGGAGCUUAACAGAUGAUGCAAAAAAUUUUUCACAUAAUUACUUCACCACUGCAUUGCUGGUUGAUCAUACUUACUGUAGUUGACACAGGCGACCAUCGCUCAUGACAGUGUGAUAUGUCUAAUGGGCCCUGACAAGUGUUGAUGA
Rhincodon typus (whale shark) is the source of this 2176-nucleotide messenger RNA. RefSeq names its product D(4) dopamine receptor. Bases 1 to 1176 code for a protein of 391 amino acids. The transcript has 4 exons. The record is from RefSeq and is a predicted model, not a curated record. Gene Ontology annotation, biological process: adenylate cyclase-inhibiting dopamine receptor signaling pathway; adenylate cyclase-activating adrenergic receptor signaling pathway. Lineage: Eukaryota; Metazoa; Chordata; Chondrichthyes; Orectolobiformes; Rhincodontidae. Gene Ontology annotation, cellular component: plasma membrane. Gene Ontology annotation, molecular function: G protein-coupled receptor activity; dopamine neurotransmitter receptor activity, coupled via Gi/Go.